Molecule: messenger RNA, 1215 nt
Organism: Phytophthora nicotianae INRA-310
Lineage: Eukaryota; Oomycota; Peronosporomycetes; Peronosporales; Peronosporaceae
Exons: 3
Coding region: 1-1215 (404 amino acids)
Source: RefSeq, a predicted model, not a curated record
AUGACACCCUCCCAAACAAGCACCCCCCAAGACCUAAACCGGCUACUCCCGCCUGAGCGAGUUGCUGAAGGAGUCUCCAUUCUCACUCAGCUCGACGCUGACCGUCAAUCCCGCCGCCAAAGCGUAUCCUCUGUGCGCCUAGAUAACGAUAACGAUGACAUCGACUCGCCGUCUCCGAUCUACCACCAAUUUCUGCGGGAGGAUACUCAGAACAUUGCCGCUCUGACAAACUUUGCGCCGCUGGAAUUUGAGUGCUUGUGGAAUUCUAUUCGAGCGCACGUGGCUGACCACUGGAAUGUAGGCCGUGGCCGUAAGAGCAAGCAGCAACCCAAGGACGUGCUGUUCAUGUUCCUGGUCGUCCUUAAGCACUGUGGGAAAUGGGACGUGGUUGUGUCUCCGUACCUCUACGAGAAAUACGUGGUGUCCGCGGCUGGCAAAUUCACGAUGGAGGCGCUCGUGCUAGUAGACAACACGUUCCGUAACUACCCAAGCGCUCGCUACGCCACGGAUGUUACUUUCCAGCAGAGCAACAUGCCGACCGGCCAAAUAAAAGAACGGCGUGCGUACUACAGUGCCAAACAUCAUCUUCACGGCUACAAAGUCGAGGUGUCUGUGCUUCCUAAUGGCCUUGCACUCAACUGCACGGCGCAUUACCCUGGCAGUGAAGCGGAUAUCCAGAUUUUCCGCAACAACCACGAGUUUCACCUCCAACAUCUUCUUAAGAGCUCGAUGGAGACUGAGCUAGCAGAUGAAGGGCCUCUAACGACUGAGCAUUCCGACUCGUGGGCUGUUCUAGCUGAUAAUGGGUACCAAGGACUUGCCGCUGACUUUCGCGCCAUCACGCCGUUCAAGAAGCAGCCGCUGCGGGAGUUGACCCUGGAGCACGUGGAGACUAAAGACCGCAUUGCAUACGACCGCGGCCUCGUAAAGAACUAUUUCGGUCGGCUCUGCACGCUAUGGGCAAUGUGCUCAGACAAAUACCGUGAAGAUGGUACCAACUACCACAACUACUUGAAGCGGCUUUGUGUGAUCAGUCACGACGCUAGUACCAAGAAACUUGCAGUGCAAAGGCGUUACCGCGAAAAGAGACACAUGCGUCUUCGACGCAUGCUUGUCGCUCAUGUGGAUCGCCCCGGAAGUCGGUCUGCACGUCAGCGCGAGAGUGAUGAAGAAAGCGAGGAUUUUUUCGACCACGAAAGUAUCGCUUUCGCUUGA